AUGGCGGCACAGCAGCACCAGCCGAUAGCGAUGGUGCACCACCAGCUGAGCGCGGUGGUGAGCGUGCAGCGCACGAUCAAUCUGUACAAUCUUGAGAAGUACACCUUCGGCAAGAAGGAGGCCCAGAUGGAGAAGGACACCUCAGUCGCGGCGCGAUUGCUACGCAUGAAGGACAUGUAUGAACGCGAGGGCAUGCGAAGAACGGUCGAUGCCGUCCUGCUCGUACACCAACACAACCAUCCUCACGUUCUCCUCCUCCAGAUCGGCAACACCUUCUUCAAGCUGCCUGGCGGGCGUCUGAAGCCCGGCGAGAACGAGGUGGACGGUCUCAAGCGGAAGCUGACGAAGAAGCUCGCGCCCAACUACUCCAACUACCAGCUGGACUGGGAGGUGGGCGAGCUGCUCUGCCAGUGGUGGCGACCCAACUUCGAGACGCUGCAGUAUCCCUACAUCCCACCGCACAUCACGCGACCCAAAGAGUGUAAAAAGAUAUUUCUGGUCCAACUUCCUGAGCGAUGCGUGUUCGCGGUGCCCAAGAACCUGAAGCUGUUGGCUGUGCCCAUCUUCGACCUCUACGACAACGCGUCCCAAUACGGACCCAUCAUCUCGUCCCUCCCGCAGACCCUCGGCCGCUUCAACUUCACCUACCUCUGA
This is a messenger RNA of Acanthamoeba castellanii str. Neff, 654 nucleotides long. RefSeq names its product cleavage and polyadenylation specific factor 5, putative. The transcript has 4 exons. Gene Ontology annotation, molecular function: mRNA binding. The record is from RefSeq and is a predicted model, not a curated record. NCBI's taxonomy places the organism in Eukaryota, Discosea, Longamoebia, Acanthamoebidae. Gene Ontology annotation, cellular component: mRNA cleavage factor complex. Bases 1 to 654 code for a protein of 217 amino acids.